GUUACCCUGAUGUUAUACCCAUGAUUAGCUGAAUUAAAACUAUAUACAGAAAAACUAUAUGCAAGCUGUGUGCCCAUGUCUCCUUUUUCCAUCCCUAUCUUCUUUUCCAGAAGGAGUGCAGGCUCUGUUGAAACACAAAAUCUGACAUGUGUCCUAGAAUUUCAUCUCGUGGGCUUCUCAGAGGAUCCAACCCUCCAGUCUCUCCUGUUAGUGCUGUUCCUGUCCAUGUACCUGGUCACGGUGCUUGGGAACCUGCUCAUCAUCCUGCUCAUCAUCUCUGACACCCACCUGCACACCCCCAUGUACUUCUUCCUCUGCAACCUGUCCUUGGCUGACAUGGGUUUCACCUCCACCACGGUUCCCAAGAUGAUUGUGGACAUCCACACUCAUAGCAGAGUCAUCUCCUAUAUGGGCUGCCUGAUGCAGAUGUCUCUCUUUCUCAUCUGUGGAUGCAUGGAUGAUUUGAUUCUGACUGUGAUGGCCUAUGACCGGUUUGUCGCCAUCUGUCAUCCACUGCAUUACCAGGUCAUCAUGAACCCCCACCGCUGUGGCUUCUGGGUUACAGUGUCAUUUGUGGCUAGCCUUUUCUAUUCCCUGCUGCACAACUUGAUAUUAUUACCAGUUACCUGCUUCAAGACAGCUGAAAUUUCUAAUUUCUUUUGUGACCCUUCUCAGCUUCUCAAUCUUACAUGUGAUGACACCUUCAAACAUGACAUUGUCAUAUAUCUUAUUGGUAUUGUAUUUGGGUUUUUCCCUAUCUCAGGGAUCCUCUUCUCUUACUAUAAAAUCGUGUCCUCCAUUCUGAGAGUCCCAUCCCCAGACGGGAAGUACAAAGCCUUCUCCACCUGUGGCUCGCACCUGUUGGUCGUUUGCUUAUUUUACGGAUCAGGUUUAGGCAUGUAUCUCAGUGCAUCCUUCUCCACCUCUUCCAGAAAGAGUGCUGUGGUCUCACUGAUGUACACCCUGGUCACCCCCAUGUUGAACCCCUUCAUAUACAGCCUGAGGAACAGGGACAUCAAGAGAGCUCUGCAGAGAAUUAUCAACAGAAUAACAUAAUCUCACUGCCCUUGCUAUCCUUGUGUUCCUAGAACUGAAAUGGACAGCUCCAAGAAGUCCUGAAUCAGUCCUCAUGUCACAGCAUGUGAAGGCAUCUAUCAUCAUCUCCAUGUCUUUUGGGCUUCUUGUUACAUGACCGUUCCUCUCAACAUAUGUGAUGCUAGUGCUGUAGGCUGGGGAUUUAACUUGCUGUGUCACUGUGCAGGCCCCAGGUUGGAGCUCUUAAAAAUCACUACUCUACUUUCCACCUUUCUUUAAUAAAACAUCACUCAUGGUCACUAACCUUAACUACAUUGGAAGUGUGGUGCAUUUCACUCAUCUCUUCUCUCCCACUCAGGCCUCAGUGUUGGAGAGAGCCUCUUCAGUUACCAUUUCUGUUCACACGUUUUUCCUUCUUUGCCUUUGUCCUGCAGAAGCUAUUGGACCCAUUGCCCAUAUUCUGUUCUCUCCAUUAUGAUAAUUGGAUUUGUUUCUGUUUCUUGACUGAUCAAUACAUCAUGACAUGGGGCAAAAGGUAGAGGAUGAGCUGUGAUGGGAGUAUUUAAAAAUGUGCACAAGGGGGUGGCACUGUUUCAUGUUAGGUUAAGCCUCUGCCAGCAGUACUGGCAUCCCAUAGGGUGCUGGUUCGAGUCCUGGCUGCUCCACUUCCAAUGCAGCUUCCUGCUAAUGUCCUGGGAAAUCAGCGGUGGAUGGCCUAAAUGCUUGGGCUCAUGCAUACAUGUUGGAGACCCAGAAGAAGCACCUAGCUCCUGGCUUUGGAUUAGCCCAUCUGCAGCUGUUGCAGCCAUUUGGGGAGUGAAUCAGUGAAUGGAAGAUCUGUCACUCCUUCUCUUUCUGUAACUCUGCCUUUUGAAUAAAAUAAAUAAAUCGUAAUUUUUUUUUCAUGUGCUCAAGAAAUCAAGCCAGUUUUCAAUAUCAGUCUUCUCAUAAACACAAAAGAGGCAGAAUUUAGGGUCUUCUCAUUUCUGUUGAUGACACUCAUAAUUUGAGGUGGGUGUUAGUGCCAUGUGGGAUGCCUGUAUCCUAUACUGUGGGGCCUGGUUUUUUAUCUUAGCUCCACUCUGAUUCUGAAUUCCUACUAAUGUGCAUCCUUGGAGGCAGCAGGUGAUAACUCAAGCAGUUGGGUCCCUGCCACACACGUGGGAGAUGUGGACUGAGUUCCUAGCUUCCGGCUUUGGCCUGGCCCAGCCUUGGCUGCUGUGGGCAUUUAGGAAGUGAACCAGUGGAUGGAUAACAUUGCUCUCUUAAUCUCAGUCUUUUCCUUUCAAAUAAAAUAAAUUUUUACAACUAAAAAGGAACAUUCUUCAUGUGAGGGAAAAACAGCAAAUGUCUUAUUUUAUGUGCCAACAUAACUCUCCUGGGUUUCACACAGUAUGUCUGGCAGGUGAGAACCUUAGUUUUGUUUUAAAGAAGGUUUGCUUAUUUGAAAGGGAGAGAGACAGAGAGACAGAGACACACACACAGAGACACACACAGAGAGAGACACACACACACACAAAGAGACACAGAGAGAGACACAGAGAGAUCUUCUGUCUGUUGGUUCACUGCCCAUAAGGCUGCAAUGGCUGGGCUACGUCAGUCCAGAGCCAGGAGCCUGGAAUUCCAUCCUGGUCUCCCAUGUGAGUGUCACGGGUCCAGGCACUCAGACCACCUUCCACUGCUUC
Molecule: messenger RNA, 2720 nt
Organism: Oryctolagus cuniculus (rabbit)
Lineage: Eukaryota; Metazoa; Chordata; Mammalia; Lagomorpha; Leporidae
Source: RefSeq, a predicted model, not a curated record